AUUCACUUGCAGUUUCUAAACCUCUCUACUGAAGCGGUGCAUGACUAUCUAGAGGUGCGCAGCGGGAGUUUGGAGACGGGUUCGGUGAUCGAUAGGUUCAGUGGGUCCGUUGUGCCUGACUCUCUGUUCAGCACCACACAUGAGACCAGCUUCUUGUUCCACAGUGACUACUCUCAGAACAAACCUGGCUUCCACAUCAUCUAUGAGGGUGAGAACAUUGGAAAGGAAAGUUUAAAGUAUUGGACUUUUGGACCCACUUAAGCUCUUAAGUGUGACGCGUGCUGAGUAUACGAAGAGGCAGGACGCAGACGCAGGAAUUAACAAGGUCAAGGUUUACUGAAACAAUGAGAAAGAUAAAUAACAAAGAUGGAGUAAAUGACAGGAAGCUAAACAAUCACACGCAACAUCAUCCAGAAUAGUCCAGGGCUAAAUAGGGGUGGUGAUGAGGUGCAGGUGCGCUGGAGGUGAUUAGGCUGCGUUGGGUUUCCAUUCCUGUGUUUGCCGAGGUGGUGCGCUCAGACCGGUGGCUCAGUAGACCGGCGAAUCAGAGCGCCGGAGGGGAGCAAAGUCAAAAUGGGUUAUAUUGUGAAAAAUUUAUGAAAAGUGUAAAGUUAGGCUUUAGGCAUUAGUGUUAAAAUUAGGGUUAGCACUGUUGUUAAAAUUAGGGUUAAGGUUAGGUUUAAAAUCAGAUUGUAUGACUUUGUGGCUGUGCCAGCUAGUUACCACUCUGCAGAGCUGCCUCCAGAACAAGAUUCAUGACAAAAAAACACUAACCUGCAGGAGCUGAAGCCCAGUUGGAGUUUGGUACCAAGUAGCUUUUAGGAGCUGAACCCCAGUUGGAGUUUGGUAGCAAGUAGCUUUUAGGAGCUGAACCCCAUUUGGAGUUUGGUACCAAGUAGCUUUUAGGAGCUGAACCCCAGUUGGAAUUUGGUACCAAGUAGCUUUUAGGAGCUGAACCCCAGUUGGAGUUUGGUACCAAGUAGCUACCAAGAACUCCUUACCUUCUAACAAAUCUUGUGUGGCUUGUGAGCAAAACAUGCGCUUGUUCCUGAGAGUCUCAGCUUUUCAUAGAUGGGUCAUAAUAGUUUGUAGCUCAAACAGUUGGGACUCUACAGACGUUCUUGUGAGAAGAACCAGAUCCGGGAUCUGCCCUUGUCUCACAAACACCGCUCUACCUCAGCCCCCCAUUAAUCACACAGACGAAUGGUUCAUCUGCAGUUUUGUUUUGCCCUCUAACCGUUCAAAUAAAACACCGUUAACAAACCCUUUGUGUUUUCCUGUUGACCAAUAGCCUAUGAGCUCCAGCGCUGCCCUGACCCGAGGCCGUUCCGUAACGGCGUGGUGAUUGGCAGAGACUUCGGGGUGGGCCUGACCAUCUCGUUUGAGUGCCUGCCAGGUUAUACUCUGAUAGGAGAGGUCUCACUCACCUGCCUGCACGGGGUCAGCAGAAACUGGAACUACCCUGUACCAUCGUGUGAAGGUGACCGGAUUCAUUUAAAUGCAUCACGUCUUUAAUAUCUUCUGGAAGGAUCUUUUUAGAGUAACAUUAAAAUGUGAUGUAGUAGUGUAAAUAUAGGUUCACCAUGCUGUCAUUUAAUGUUCCAUUUAAACAUUUUACCACUUUACAUUUUAUCAUCUUUGAAAUGUAUAUAAUAAUAAUUUGGUUCACACAUGUACAAGUGUGCAUUAAUGGGUCAUGUGUGAAUGGGACAUGUGUUUUUUGCAUAUCCCAACUGUCCCCUCGGAGACUGGGGUCACAGCCGUGGGGUCACGGUCAGAUGUUAGAGUAUCUUUGAAUGUGAAGGUGUAGUGUGGUGUGGUGUUGUCACUCAAUGGGCCUUUAUUCAAUUUGAACGCUGAGAAGGUGUCUGUCUUAGUUUCCUGUUUCAACUCUCUGGUACUGGCAUUAUCAUUAGAUGGAUGUAUUACCAUUUUAGAACUCUUACACUAUAUGGUAUUAUAAUAGUGUUGCUGUUUGUUUAUCAUGUACCACCCUGGCUGUUGUUUUCGCAUGUACCACACUGGCUGGUGUUUCUCAUGUACCAACUGCUAUUGUUUAAUCAUGGUACCCAACACUGGCUGGUGUUUCCAUGGUACACACUUGCUAUUGUUUAUCAUGACCACACUGGCUGGUGUUAUCAAUGGACCACACUGUGUUGUUGUAUCAUUUUACCACACUGGCUGUUGUUUUCAUGUCCACACUGGCUGUUGUUUUCAUGUACCCACUGGUCUGUUGGUCUAUCAUGUCCACACGGCUGUUGUUUAUCAUGUACUCCACACGGCUGUGGUCUAUCUGUACCACACUGGCUGUUUGUUUACAGGUCCACACUGGUCUUUUUGUUUAUCAUGUUACACACUGGCUAUUGUUUAUCAUGUACCACACUGGCUGUUGUUUAUCAUGUACCACACUGGCUGUUGUUUACAUGUACCGACACUGGCUUUGUGUCUCAUGUACCACACUGGCUGUGUCUAAUCAUGUACCCAUCUGCUGUUGUUUAUCAGUAACCCACUGGCUGUUUGUUCUCAUUUACCCACACUGGCUGUUGUUUCUCAGGUACCACACUGGCUGUUGUUUACAUGUACCACACCUGGCUGUUGUUUAUCAUGUACCACACUGGCUAUUGUUUAUUAGCAUCGCGCACUGCUGUUGUUUAUCAUGGUACCCCACACUGGCUGUUGUGGCUCUCAUGUACGCACACUGGCUGUGGUCUAUCAUGUACCACCCUGGCUGUUGUUUAUCAUGUACCACACUGGCUGUGUUCUUCUCAUGUACCAACUGGCUGUUGUUUCUUUCUCAUGUACCACAACGGCUUGUUUUUUAUCAUGUAACCAACACUGGCGUUUGUUUAUCUUACCCACAGCUGGCUGGGUUUAUCAUUUACUCACUGGCUGUUUUUUCUCCAUGUACCACACUGGCUGUUUUUUCUCAUCUCAUGUACCACACGGGCUGUGUUUAUCUGUACCACACUCGCUGUUUGUUUAUCAUGUAACCACUAACUGGCUGUUGUGUCUCAUGUACCACACUGGGCUGUGACUAUCAGUACCACCUGGCUGUUGUUUAUCCAUGUACCACACUGGCUUUUGUUUAUCAUGUACCACACUGGCUGUUUGUUUUCUCAUUUACCACCCUGGCUGGUUGUUUCUCAAUGUACCCACACUGGCUGUUGUUUAUCAUGUACCACACUGCUGUUUGUUUAUCAUGUAACCACACUGGCGGUCUGCUUUAUCAUGACCCACACUGGCUGUUGUUUUCUCAUGUACCACACUGGCUGUUGUUUUUUUUCUCAUGUACCACACUGGCUGGUUGUUUAUCAUGUACCACACUGGCUGUUGGUUUAUCAGUUACCACACUGGCUGUUGUGUCUCAUGUCCCACACUGCUGUGUCCUAUCAGUACCAGACACUGUCUGUUGUUUCUCAUGUACCACACUGGCGUUUUGUUUCUCAUUACCCACAACCGGGCUUUUGGUUUUAUCAUGUCCCCCACUGGCUGUUGUUUCCUCAUGUACCACACUGCCUGUUUUUUAUCAUGGUACCCCUGGCUGUUUUGUUUAUCAUUUACCACACUGGCUGUUGUUUCUCAUGUCCCGGACCUGGCUUUGUUCUUCAUUUACCCCACUGGCGUUGGUUUAUAAGUCCCUACACUGGCUGGUUGUUUAUCAUGUACCACACUGGCUGUUGUUUCUCAUGUACCAACUGGCUGUUGUUUUAAUGUUACCAACACUGGCUGUUGGUUUAUCAUGUACCACAACUGGCUUUUGUUUAUCAUUACCACCACAACACGGCCUGUUGUUUAAUCGUACCACACUGGCUGUUGUUUAUCAUGUACCACAGCUGCCUGUUGUUUAUCAUGUACCACAACUGGCUGUUUUGUUUAUCAUGUACCACACUGGUGUUCUUUCUCAUGUACCACACUGGCGGUUGUUUCUCAUGUACCACACUGCUGUUCUUUCUCAUGACGCACACUGGCUGUUGUUUCUCAUGUACCACACUGCUGUUUUGUUUAUCAUUACACACUGGCUGUUGUUUUUCUCGUACACACUGUCUGUUUUUUAUCAUGUACCACACUGGUGUUGUGUCUCAUGUACUCACAAACGGCUGUGGUCCUAUCAUGUACCACACUGGCUGUUGUUUAUUCAUUUACCACACUGGCUGUUGUUUCUCAUGUACCACACUGGCUUGUUUGUUUCUCAUGUACCACACUGGCUGUUGUUUAUCAGUAACCACACUGUCUUUUGUUUAUCAUGUACCACACUGUCUUAUUGUUUAUCAUGUACCACACUGGCUGUUGUUUUAUCAUGUACCACCACUGGCUGUUGUGUCUCAUGACCACACUGCUGUUGGUCUAUCAUGUACCACACUGGCUGUGUUUUAUCAUGUACCACAGCUCUGGCUGUUGUUUUCUCUGUCCACACUGGCUGUUGUUUUCUCAUGUACCACACUGGCUGUUGUUAUAUCAUGUACCCCCUGGCUGUUUUUUAUCAUGUACCCACCACACUGGCUGGUGUUUUAUCAUGUACCACACCUGGCUGUUUUUCUCAGUACCACACUUGCCUGUUGUUUUCUCAUGUUACCUACCCACGCUGGCUGUUGUUUUAUCAUGUAUUUACCACACGGCUUUUUUUUAUCUGUAAAACCCCACUGGCUGUUGUGUCUCAUGUUAAAACCCCACUGGUUGGUCUUCCUGUACGCCACUGGCUGUGUUUAUCAUGUACCACACUGGCUGUUGUUUAUCAUGUACCCACUGCUUGUUGUUUCUCAUGGUACCACACUGGCUGUUGUUUCUCAUGUACCACACUGGCUGUUGUUUCGCAGGGACCACACUGGCUGUUGUGUUCAUGUACCACACUGGCUGGGGUUGAUCAUGGUUCCCACACUGGCUGUUUUGCUCAUGUACCCAUGGCUGUUGUUUUCUCAUGUACCACACGGGCUGUUUUUUUCAUGUACCACACUGGCUUGUUGUUUAUCAGUACCACACGCUGUUGUGUCUCAGGACCACACGUCUGUGGUCUAUCAUGUACCAUACUACCCACACUGGCUGGUUUUUCCAUGUACCACACUGCCUUGUUUCUCAUGUACCACACUGCUGUGUUUUAUCAUGUACCUCACUGGCUGUUGUUUCUCAUGUCCAAACUGUCCUGUUGUUUAUCAUGUACCACACCUGCUGUUGUUUAUCAUUUACCACACUGGCUGUUGUUUUUCUCAUGUACCACAACUCUGUGGUCUAUCAUGUCCCACACUGGCUGUUGUUUUAUCAUGUACCACCACACUGGCUGUUUGUUUAUCAUGUAACACACUACUGGCUGUUGUUGUCUCUGCACCACACUGGCCUGUUGUUCAUUAAUGUACCACACUUGUCUUUUGUUUACUCAUGUACUGCACACCUGCUGUUGUUUAUCAUGUACCACCAUGGCUGUUGUUUAUCAUGUACCUACCGCACACUGGCUUUUGUUUUAGCAUGUACCACACUGGCUUUUGUUUAUCAUGUACCACAACUGCCUGUUGUUUAUCAUGUACACACUGGCUGUUGUUUUAUCAUGUACCACACUGGCUGUUCUUUCGCAUUUACCCCACGGGCUUUUGUUUCUCAUGUACCACACUGGCUGUUCUUUCUUCUCAUGUACCACACUGCUGUUUUUGCUUUUCUCUGUACCACACUGGCCUGUUGUUAUCAUGUACCACACUGGCUGUUGUUUUAUCAUGUACUCACACUGGCUGUUGUUUACAUUUACCACACUGGCCUUUGUUGUUUCUGUCUCAUGUCCCACACUGGCUGUGUCCUAUCAUGUACCAUACACUGGCUGUUGUUUAUCAUUACACCCUGGCUGUUGUUUCUCAUGUACCACACUGGCUGUUGUUUCUCAUGUACCACACUGGCUGUUGUUUCUCAUGUACCACACUGGCUGUUGUUUAUCAUGUACCACACUGGCUGUUGUUUAUCAUGUACCACACUGGCUGUUGUUUAUCAUGUACCACACUGGCUGUUGUUUAUCAUGUACCACACUGGCUGUUGUUUAUCAUGUACCACACUGGCUGGUGUUUAUCAUGUACCACACUGGCUGGUGUUUAUCAUGUAACUGAUCCAGCCUCAACCUUUAGAGGGUGUAGUGUCUGUAAUGGAUAUCCAGACUUUAUUCAGUUUAAACUUGAACGCUUGGUUUGACUCCUCUAAGUUCAAAGACAGAUUUUAUAGGCUCAUUGAGUGGUUAUGACGGGGAGUUUUAGUGCCUGAAUCAUAGCAUGGGGCUCUGGUCGAAAGUAGUGGACUAUAUAGGGAAUAGGGUGCCAUUUCAGAUGCAGCCAAGGUAACUGACGUCAGUAACAAGGAUAGUGAAUCACAUCUCCUGGGGUUUACCCCUACAGAAUACACACAUCUAUGAACAAUAACAAAAUCAUGUUUGGUUAUAGUUGGUUUACUUACAGUUAGCCACUAGAGUAAGUUUUAUCACCUAGUGUAUAUCAGGGGACCGGCUGACGGUUUCAUUCUGUUCUCUCCUUCUAUCUUUCAUUCUGUUCUCUCCUAUCUUUCAUUCUGUUCUCUCCUUCUGUCUUUCAUUCUGUUCUCUCCUUCUAUCUUUCAUUCUGUUCUCUCCUAUCUUUCAUUCUGUUCUCUCCUUCUAUCUUUCAUUCUGUUCUCCUCCUAUCUUUCAUUCUGUUCUCUCCUUCUGUCUUUCAUUCUGUUCUCUCCUUCUAUCUUUCAUUCUGUUCUCUCCUAUCUUUCAUUCUGUUCUCUCCUUCUAUCUUUCAUUCUGUUCUCUCCUAUCUUUCAUUCUGUUCUUUCCUUCUAUCUUUCUUCUUUCUUCAUUCUGUUUCUCAUUCUGUUCUCUCCUAUCUUCAUUCUUUUUUCUCCUCCUUCGGUCUUUCUUCUGUUCUCGUUCCUUCUAUCUUUCAUUCUGUUCCUCUCCUUCUAAUCGUUCAUUCUGUUCACCCUCCCUAUCUUUCAUUCUGUUUCUCUACUUCUAUCUUUCAAUUCCUCCCUCCCUCCCCCCUCCCCCCCCCCCCCCCUCAACUCCCACCGUCCCUCCCCUCCCUCCAGCCCAGUGUGGUGGUAAUAUCACAUCUCUGAAUGGGACCAUCUAUUCUCCCAGCCACCCAGCAGAGUACCCAAACUUCCAGGACUGCCUGUGGAGUGUACGGGUCCCCCCAGGGAACGGUAUCUACAUCAACUUCACCGUUCUCAACACUGAACCCAUCUACGAUUACAUCACUGUCUGGUAAGUAGUGGACUUCAUAACAGUAGUAUUGUCUGCGUCCCAAAAUGGCACCCUAUUCCCUAUAUAGUGCACUACUUUUGACCAAUGCCCUAUGGGUAUAGGGUGUCAAUAGGGUGUAAUUUGGGACGUGUUGCCGAACAGCGUAUGUGUUGCUGAAUAUAUAAUUCCCCCCCUUAAUAUCCUCAGUAGUGAUGCGCGGGUUGACUCAUAACCCACAGUCCCCACGGUUAAGGGCGGGUGGGUUUAGGGUCAUUCAUUAUUGGGUGGAUGAAUGGUGGGUGGGUGGCGGGUUGAAUGAAGAGAAAACAAUACCUUAAAAAAAAUCCAUAAAUGUAUCAUUCAUGUGCAAUUUCUAUCUGUAGGCUACAUUGAGGUUUUUCUUUCAUUAUUUGAGGAUAUCUGGCAUUUAAUUAGUGCAUUAGCCUGAGCUUUAAGACCUAACUGAACGCGCACCAAAUGCUUUUGGGAACGGGGCGGAAAACAUUUACGGCGGAUCCACGGAGGCAAAAAGGACAAUGUGGGAGUUUAAUUGAAUAAGAGAAAAGCUGUGAGGUGGAGAGUUGAAGAUAAAGCGUAGGGAGGACAGAACAGUGGUGUUUGGGGAAAGAUUUGGUGAAGUGGUAAAACAGGAUGAUAGCAGUGCCAGCUGUGUGAUGUGUGAUGAUUGUGAGGCUCUGUACAAAUUCGACAGUCACAAGACAAGGGAACUUCAAAUAGGCCUAUGGCACGUCAAGGGAACCGUAGCCUACUGUUCAGAUGGGUUAAAUGGAAACUGAAAUCUGGAGACUGACUGUAGGUCGAUAACCUCUCACAUAGCCUUAAUAUUAAUUGCUGCAGAAUGAAGCAUUUCUUGGAAGUAAAAUGAGGUUAUAGUUUUGACUCGAGAACAGGAGUGGAGAAAUAUGAUUUCUUUCAGCAUCUUGACAGAAUGCGAAUUCACAGUCAGAUACCGUCUGUGGAGGUGCUGUCUUUAUCAGCAUCAUAAAAGCUGAUAGUAUUUCAACCACAUAAAAGCCGAACUGAAACCUUAUCAGAAACAUGUUAGGUUCCGGUGAUCAAGGGUUUAUUUAGUCUCCUAAAGGGCAACAUAUAAUGACAGAAGAGGAGCUGAUUGUAUCUAACUAUAGACAAGUUGACUAACAAAUAGACUUGAUAAGAAACGAUAAGCAGAAACAUAUAUAAUCAGUCAUCCUGUCAAAACAUCCUUCCUGUCUCUGACUGUAGCCUAUGGUGUAUCUUCUAUAUUAGCGGGCUAUGGUCGGGAGCGGGCCUCAGAGUUUCACUUUAUCAGAUAUAUAGUCAGCCGGUUGAGGAUUAGUUAUUAGCAAUUGCGGACGGGGGCGGGUGAACAAACACUAAUCCUCAGGGUAUGCUGGGAAAAAAUAUUUGUCAGCAGCGGUAAGGAAACAGACCGUAAAACAUUUGAUACAGAGACAGAAGGAAACAGAUCUUAAAACAUUUAAUACAGAGACAGAAGGAAACAGACCUUAAAACAUUUGAUACAGAGACAGAAGGAAACAGACCUUAAAAACAUUUGAUACAGAGACAGAAGGAAACAGACCUUAAAAACAUUUGAUACAGAGACAGAAGGAAACAGACCUUAAAACAUUUGAUACAGAGACAGAAGGAAACAGACCGUAAAACAUUUGAUACAGAGACAGAAGGAAACAGACCUUAAAACAUUUGAUACAGAGACAGAAGGAAACAGACCGUAAAACAUUUGAUACAGAGACAGAAGGAAACAGACCUUAAAACAUUUGAUACAGAGACAGAAGGAAACAGACCUUAAAACAUUUGAUACAGAGACAGAAGGAAACAGACCUUAAAAACAUUUGAUACAGAGACAGAAGGAAACAGACCUUAAUGUGUUCUCUGCUCUCCUCUCCCUACUCCCACGCGCUGAACACACAAUGUAUUUCUGUGUAAAGGACACUGGGGCCAAGUAACAAGUACUAUAUGGCGGUAAAGGCAGUAUUUCCAGCUGGGGAAAAAAACAGAUAUAGCUACUCUAACAACAUUUGACCAAGCAGUUAUCCAUCAAUUACAUCAGUUUUCCAGAGAUAUUGUAGGGCUACACUUGCUAGCGCUAACUGCAUUUGUACGUGUUUUUAAAAAAGCAAAGCAUUACCAUAUCAUUUUUAGAAUCAUCAGCAAAAUGGAAGGGGAAUGGAAUGUAGAAUGUGGAAUGUAUCAAGGGAUGUGUUGUUUAUGCUCCGUUUGAUUCCGGAACAGAACAGUAGAACAGUAGAACAGGAGAACAGCUCAGCAGCACCAUAAGGCAGUAGCACCGCCACCACAUGACAGCCGGGGGGAACCAACCCCAGGACUUUCUCUCUCUCUACACUCCCACGGGGAACACUUUGAGCUCUGCCUCGGGCUUAUAGUCAGAACAAGGCAUCUGCAAGAGGCGUCCACUUUAGAAAAACACUUCUGUUGGACUCAGUAGACAUGCCAAAAACAUUUCUGUUAGGCUCAAUAGACAUGAAUAGGGUUCCAUUUGGGAUGCAGCCUCAGUCAGGAAAACAGAUGUACAGUGGGGAGAACAAGUAUUUGAUACACUGCCGAUUUUGCAGGUUUUCCUACUUACAAAGCAUGUAGAGGUCUGUAAUUUUUAUCAUAGGUACACUUCAACUGUGAGAGACGGAAUCUAAAACAAAAAUCCAGAAAAUCACAUUGUAUGAUUUUUUAAGUAAUUAAUUUGCAUUUUAUUGCAUGACAUAAGUAUUUGAUACAUCAGAAAAGCAGAACUUAAUAUUUGGUACAGAAACCUUUGUUUGCAAUUACAGAGAUCAUACGUUUCCUGUAGGUCUUGACCAGGUUUGCACACACUGCAGCAGGGAUUUUGGCCCACUCCUCCAUACAGACCUUCUCCAGAUCCUUCAAGUUUCGUGGCUGUCGCUGGGCAAUAUGGACUUUCAGCUCCCUCCAAAGAUUUUCUAUUGGGUUCAGGUCUGGAGACUGGCUACGCCACUCCAGGACCUUGAGAUGCUUCUUACGGAGCCACUCCUUAGUUGCCCUGGCUGUGUGUUUUGGGUCGUUGUCAUGCUGGAAGACCCAGCCACAACCCAUCUUCAAUGCUCUUACUGAGGGAAAGAGGUUGUUGGCCAAGAUCUCGCGAUACAUGGCCCCAUCCAUCCUCCCCUCAAUACGGUGCAGUCGUCCUGUCCCCUUUGCAGAAAAGCAUCCCCAAAGAAUGAUGUUUCCACCUCCAUGCUUCACGGUUGGGAUGGUGUUCUUGGGGUUGUACUCAUCCUUCUUCUUCCUCCAAACAAGGCGAGUGGAGUCUAGACCAAAAAGCUCUAUUUUUGUCUCAUCAGACCACAUGACCUUCUCCCAUUCCUCCUCUGGAUCAUCCAGAUGGUCAUUGACAAACUUCAGACGGGCCUGGACAUGCGCUGGCUUGAGCAGGGGGACCUUGCGUGCGCUGCAGGAUUUUAAUCCAUGACGGCGUAGUGUGUUACUAAUGGUUUUCUUUGAGACUGUGGUCCCAGCUCUCUUCAGGUCAUUGACCAGGUCCUGCCGUGUAGUUCUGGGCUGAUCCCUCACCUUCCUCAUGAUCAUUGAUGCCCCACGAGGUGAGAUCUUGCAUGGAGCCCCAGACCGAGAGUGAUUGACCGUCAUCUUGAACUUCUUCCAUUUUCUAAUAAUUGCGCCAACAGUUGUUGCCUUCUCACCAAGCUGCUUGCCUAUUGUCCUGUAGCCCAUCCCAGCCUUGUGCAGGUCUACAAUUUUAUCCCUGAUGUCCUUACACAGCUCUCUGGUCUUGGCCAUUGUGGAGCGGUUGGAGUCUGUUUGAUUGAGUGUGUGGACAGGUGUCUUUUAUACAGGUAACGAGUUCAAACAGGUGCAGUUAAUACAGGUAAUGAGUGGAGAACAGGAGGGCUUCUUAAAGAAAAACUAACAGGUCUGUGAGAGCCAGAAUUCUUACUGGUUGGUAGGUGAUCAAAUACUUAUGUCAAAUAAAAUGCAAAUUAAUUACUUAAAAAUCAUACAAAGUGAUUUUCUGGAUUUUUGUUUUAGAUUCCGUCUCUCACAGUUGAAGUGUACCUAUGACAAAAAUUACAGACCUCUACAUGCUUUGUAAGUAGGAAAACCUGCAAAAUUGGCAGUGUAUCAAAUACUUGUUCUCCCCACUGUAUCUCUGCACUCAUGAUGCUGGCAUUAGUGGAAAUGUGUUUUCUCUGUAUAGCAGAGCAGACUACAGCGGCUGAAGUCUUCAGCGAUCGGUUCACACGUAAUGAUAGACCUAUUAAGGAGCGGUCCGGAGGGAAAUUGCUUAUCAUUGAAAAUCAUUAGUACUGGCUGUGGCUGUUGUUGACCUUUAUUUAGCUGCGCUUUUCGUAAACACAAACUUCUCCUCAGGUUCUCUGGAUAUGCUGGCUGAGUUGAGCUCCCCAAAUAUCUGUAGCUAGUGCAUCACCUAGCUAGCUAGGACCCUGGAAGACCCAGGUCACUCAUAGAACAGCAGAAAGCUUUGUAGCUUUCGUGUGCACUUAACUAGCCACGACCCUCGAUGACCCCAAACCCAGACCACUCUGGGUCACAACAGUGAAGUGCUUAUUUUUGGGUGGAUUUUUUGUUCAGAUUGAUGGUCAAACGGUCAAAGAUUGAACAGUUGUUAUUCUCACCUUGCUGAUUGGCUGGAUGGUCAUUAUCCAGAGAAAUAGAGUGCUACGUUAGCUACCAGGCUAAAAGGAAAACUAAGGCUGCAUCCAAAAUAGUGCAAUAUGAAUAUAGGGUGCCAUUUGGGAUGCUACCUAACUCACACUCACCCCUGGUUGUUGCUCAUCGCUAGAGGGCCACAGAACUAGGACCACUCUCAGAACAAGAAAGUUCUUCAUUUGGCAAAUUUUGUCCACUUCUCGCUCAGAAGAUUUACUUUGUCCAGACUAAUUACUCUCUCUCUCUGCUGUGGGACCAGGCUGUACAUAUUAAUUACUUUCUCUCUGCUGUGGGACCAGAAUGUACAGAUUCAUUACUCUCUCUCUGCUGUGGGACCAGGCUGUACAGACUAAUUACUCUCUCUCUGCUGUGGGACCAGGCUGUACAGACUAAUUACUCUCUCUCUGCUGUGGGACCAGGCUGUCCAGAUUAAUUACUCUCUCUCUGCUGUGGGACCAGGCUGUCCAGACUAAUUACUCUCUCUCUGCUGUGGGACCAGGCUGUCCAGACUAAUUACUCUCUCUCUGCUGUGGGACCAGGCUGUACAGACUAAUUACUCUCUCUCUGCUGUGGGACCAGGCUGUCCAGAUUAAUUACUCUCUCUCUGCUGUGGGACCAGGCUGUCUAGAUUAAUUACUAUCUCUCUGCUGUGGGACCAGGCUGUACAGACUAAUUACUCUCUCUCUGCUGUGGGACCAGGCUGUACAGACUAAUUACUCUCUCUCUGCUGUGGGACCAGGCUGUACAGACUAAUUACUCUCUCUCUGCUGUGGGACCAGGCUGUCCAGACUAAUUACUCUCUCUCUGCUGUGGGACCAGGCUGUCCAGACUAAUUACUCUCUCUCUGCUGUGGGACCAGGCUGUCCAGAUUAAUUACUCUCUCUCUGCUGUGGGACCAGGCUGUCCAGAUUAAUUACUAUCUCUCUGCUGUGGGACCAGGCUGUACAGACUAAUUACUAUCUCUCUGCUGUGGGACCAGGCUGUACAGACUAAUUACUCUCUCUCUGCUGUGGGACCAGGCUGUCCAGACUAAUUACUCUCUCUCUGCUGUGGGACCAGGCUGUACAGACUAAUUACUCUCUCUCUGCUGUGGGACCAGGCUGUACAGACUAAUUACUCUCUCUCUGCUGUGGGACCAGGCUGUCCAGAUUAAUUACUCUCUCUCUGCUGUGGGACCAGGCUUUACAGACUAAUUACUCUCUCUCUGCUGUGGGACCAGGCUGUACAGACUAAUUACUCUCUCUCUGCUGUGGGACCAGGCUGUACAGACUAAUUACUCUCUCUCUGCGGUGUGACCAGGCUGUCCAGACUAAUUACUCUCUCUCUGCUGUGGGACCAGGCUGUCCAGACUAAUUACUAUCUCUCUGCUGUGGGACCAGGCUGUACAGACUAAUUACUCUCUCUCUGCUGUGGGACCAGGCUGUCCAGACUAAUUACUCUCUCUCUGCUGUGGGACCAGGCUGUACAGAUUAAUUACUCUCUCUCUGCUGUGGGACCAGGCUGUCCAGACUAAUUACUCUCUCUCUGCUGUGGGACCAGGCUGUACAGACUAAUUACUCUCUCUCUGCUGUGGGACCAGGCUGUCCAGACUAAUUACUCUCUCUCUGCUGUGUGACCAGGCUGUCCAGAUUAAUUACUCUCUCUCUGCUGUGGGACCAGGCUGUACAGACUAAUUACUCUCUCUCUGCUGUGGGACCAGGCUGUCCAGACUAAUUACUCUCUCUCUGCUGUGUGACCAGGCUGUCCAGACUAAUUAACUGCAAAGCUUUGGGGAAACUAACUCACCCCUGAUUGGUUGUCGUCUCUCCCUACAGGGACGGCCCUGACCAAGGCUCUCCUCAGAUUGGUCAGUUCAGUGGGAACACGCCCCAGAAAGCAGUCUAUACCACAGCCAAUCAUGUCCUCAUCAAGUUCCACAGUGAUUUCAGCACCAGCGGGUUCUUUGUACUUACCUACCAUGGUGAGUAGUGCCCUUUUUAAAGUUUCUACUUAGUUACCAUGGUGAGUAGUGCCCUUUUUAAAGUUUCAACUUAGUUACUAUGGUGAGUAGUGCCCUUUUUAAAGUGUCUACUUAGUUACCAUGGUCAGUAGUGCCCUUUUAAAGUUUCUACUUAGUUACCAUGGGGAGUAGUGCCCUUUUUAAAGUUUCUACUUAGUUACCAUGGUCAGUAGUGCCCUUUUUAAAGUUUCUACUUAGUUGCCAUGGGGAGUAGUGCCCUUUUAAAGUUUCUACUUAGUUGCCAUGGUGUUCCCUGUUAAAGAGAGUGCUUCAGCUGUAAUGACUCUGAUUAAAAUGGACCCAUAGAUUAAACAGAACCCUAGACUGGACAUUGGUAAUAUAAUGAAUUUACACAUUUUAUGAACUUAUAGCGUUUAGUAUCUUACAGCCUUUAUGAAUGUACGGCCUUUAUGAACAACCCAGAGGGAUCUAAGGCUCUAUCUCAAUUAGUCUUUCCUUGAUUCCUCUCCUCGCCUCCUUCUCAACCAUAAUGGAAGGUCCAAGGUCCCUCCCCUCAGACCUUCUUCUCUGCGUUUUGAGAAGGCGGUAAGGAGGAGAGCGGUUGCAAGGACUAGAAGAAAGACGAAUUACAUGCUGUAGGAAUACAUGGGUCCAGAUGAGUCUAAUGUUUUGUUUUCUAUUGCUGUUAUCAGCACCUUUAUCAGCUUGUUGUAUUAGUCAACCUCCAAGCUGCUUUCUAACAUCUUGUUGUUCUUAAUAACAUGAUUUCUAAUGAUAUAAACCAGAAUAUCAACACUCAUCUACUAACAUUUUCAUUCAAAACUUUCAUUUGUUCAUUCUUACCACAGUUUGUAUUAUCAUUACUUUUUGAUGAUCGUGGUGGAGGUUCAUAAUCUUGAUAGCUGACUAUUUAUAGCUUUUCAGCCUUAUAAGUUUGAUGAGCUGACAGGAUGAAGGGGGUGUGAUUACAGUUUGAUGAGCUGACAGGAUGAAGGGGGUGUCGUGAAGUGACUUUAACAUUAAUCUGAAGGCUGUUAUUAUCUAACCAACUAACUAUGUUUAAUUGUUACCCGAUUAUAUUAAUCAUGUAACAACUAACUCAUUUGGAUCUGGGACACAACAAGAGUGGUUCUUUAAAGAGUCACCAUCUUCUGAAUUAAACUCUAAAAGGUCUUUACCGAUCACAUCUAUAAACAGUCAACGUAUUAAUCAUAACCUCGCAUCAGAUCAUCAUACUGAACAGUCGUAACCUCCUUCAUCUGCAAAAACCUGAGCCUUACUUAUGAUUCAGUACUACACAAAUUGGUUUAAGGAUUUAUUUACUAGCUAAUUAAAUGGGAACACAGGAUAAACAUACACACUCCGCACCGGUUAUUGACUGGAGAAAACAGGUCCCUAUGACAACAACAUGGCUGCUUGUUAAACAGAAGAGAUGGAGAGGAAGAAAGAGAGGGACAGAGACACUUAACCUUGAUACAUUCAGAAACUACUCUCACCUACAGUAAUUACAUACUUGGCACACGAACCGCCGCCCGCUUUGAGUAAGAAAUCAUGAAUGUAUUUACGUGAAAUGCCUGGUUCGCCGUGUAUCUCUCUCGGUGGACAGGACCGCCCUGGAAAGUGUCAGGGUAUCUGAUGCCGAUGUGGUGCGAAAUCAAGUGCAGGACACAGGAGCUAAGUCAAACCAGUCUUUACUUGAAAAGACAAAAUACCAAACGGGUCUAACCAACCCGGAGGCGAACAAUACGCAACAGUGCGUAAAACACAAAACCGACUGCGCACGAAAACAACAGUGCGACGGUAAACACUAGCGACUGGCAAAAAGUGAACAGCACCAACAGACAGGUGAAACCAAUUACACACAACACAUGACUAACAAAUGGAACACUUAUAGGGUACAUAAUCAACACUAAACACGAACAGGUGUACCAAACAGACCAAACCAAACAAACAUCGAAAACAAAGAACGGUGGCAGCUAGUACUCCGGAGACGACGACCGCCGAAGCCUGCCCGAACAAGGAGGAGGAGCAGCCUCGGCCGAAACCGUGACAGAAAGGGAGUUGGGCCUUCGCCCUGGAAAGGGAGUUGGGCCUUCGCCCUGGAAAGGGAGUUGGGCCUUCGCCCUGGAAAGGGAGUUGGGCCUUCGCCCUGGAAAGGGAGUUGGGCCUUCGCCCUGGAAAGGGAGUUGGGCAUUCGCCCUGGAAAGGGAGUUGGGCCUUCUCGCAGCGCGCUCGUAAGGCUCUGAUUGUCCAAGGAAGGUUCCAACAAGUCUUCUACUGUGGUUUACUUCUUCGUAGUUGUCCGGUUUCCGAUGACUUGUCGUGUAGUCCUGAACCGAACUACAGAGUUGAUUUUGCUUCCAUUCGCUCUUGAAGAUGCUUCUUUGAAGAUAGGCCGUAUCGAUGGUUCCCCAGUGGGGUGUUGAGGGUAGCGUAAUACGGUGGUUUGAGCAGAGUAACAGAGGUUGGUCCUACUUAAAUUUGCUUUAGAAGAUACCUUACUUAGGACAGCUAAUCAGCCGUACCAGUGAUUGUCCGGGAGGUGAGUGUUUCUUCUCCAUGUUCAAACCACUUUAACACGUGCAGCUGCAGCUUUACGUCUUUCUGGUCUGAUAUGUUCAUUUCUUUACCCAUCUUUUAUACACUUUGCUCGAAAGGGGGCGGUUCCGUCAGGCUGACACGCUUUCUGACCUCACUUUGGGCGGUGACUACUAACUGUGCCAAGUUAUGAAAAACAAUUAUCUCAUACAACUUCUCAAAUCACAUCCCUCUCUUAACAAAAACCACAUUCAUCAUUUUUCAUGUUAUAUGCACAACGCAUAGGAUGGACACUUCCUACAUGUAGUGGGUAUACUUUCCAAGUUACAGUAUUUCCUUUAUAAAAAAAUUUAUGACAUCACAAAAUAACAAACCAAAUGACAUUAGUGUUCUAUAGAUCGCCUCCGACCGUUCCCCACGUUCUACUUUAGAAAUAUAAUAUUGUUCCAGUAUUCGCUUUUGAACGUGUUAGAGUUUCAGAAGGGAAAAAGUCUGUUGAAACAAAGACAUUCCUUGGGUGGAUCUUGAGAGGGAGAUCCUGGCCUUCUUUGUUGAUUUACAACAGGGUGUGAGCUGUUAACCCUCACUCUACGGGUGAAAGGGGGUCUGAUUUUGAAAUUAUUCACUUCCAAACCUGAUCUGACGUAUUUGGAUUCUCGUGGACAGUCACGACAGGGGUGUGAUUACAGAGAACAGCCAAACACUUGUGUUGAUAUGUAAGUUAAUGUUUACCGUUUACCUUCUGUUGUUGUUGUUGUUGUUGUUGUUGUUUAUCUCCCUUCACAGCAUACCAACUGAGAGUGUGUCAGUCUCCUCCAGCUGUUGCCAACGCGGAGAUCCUCACAGACCAUGACGAGUUUGAAAUAGGUCUGUCACAUUUAUACACAUAUUCAUUUGGUUGUUUGGUUGGUGGGUUGGCUGGUUAUUUCUAUAUUCAUUCAUUUAUUUAUAUCAUACGUUGCUUCUGUUUUCAUUUAAUUAAAUACACGUGUACGAUUACAGUGCCUUGCAAAAAAUAUUCAGACCCGUUUGGAUUUGUUCACAUUUGAUUGUGUUACAAAGUGGCAUUAAAAUGGAUUGUCAUUUUUUUGUCAUCAAUCUACACAAAAUACUCUGUUCAAAUUUUUUUUUAAGGUAAAUGAAAAAUCCCUAACUUAAAUAUAGUCGUUGUAUAGGUAUUCAGCCCCAUUUGUUUAGACAAGCCUAAAUUAGUUCAGGAGCAAAAUGUGACUUAACAAAUCACGUAAUAAGUUACAUGGACUCACUCUUUGUGAAAUAAUAGAGGUUGACAGGAUUUUUGAAUGACUACCCCUUCCUCUGUCCCCCAUACAACAUCUGUAAGGUCCUUCAAUCAAGUAUUGAAUUUCAAGCACAGAUUCAACUACAAAGACCAGGGAACUUUUCAAAAGCCUCAUAAAGAAGGGCAGUGAUUGGUAGAUGGGUAACAAUAACAUAUAUUCCAAAACAAAAAAAACUUAAUUAAGUAAUACUGCAACAAACAAAAAAAACACAGCAAAGGAAUAUAUUUUUUGGGGCGUAAAUGCAAAUCCGACACAACACAUCACUGAGUAACUCCCUCCUUAUUUUCAAGAAUGGUGGUGGCUGCAUCAUGUUAUGGGUAUGCUUGUCAUCGGCAAAUACUGGGGAGUUUUUCAGGAUAAAAAUAAAAAUGGAUGGAGCUAAUCACGGGAAAGAUCCUAGAGGAAACCCCUGCUUCAGUCUGCUUUACACCACAGACUGGGAGAGGAAUUCAGCUUUCUUUCAGCAGGACAAUAACCUGCAACACAAGGUCAAAGCUACACUGGAGUUCAUUAAGACAGUGAAUGUUUCUGAGUGGCCAAGUUACAGUUUUUUUAAUCUGUUUGUAAAUCUAUGGCAAGACUUGACAAUUGCUCUAUAGCCAUGAUCCCCUACAUCUUGACAGAGCUUGAAGAAUUUUGAAAACAAUAAUGGUCAAAUGUUGUACAGUCCGGGUGGGAAAAGCUCUUAUAGACUUACCCAGGAAGACUCACAGCUGUAAUCCAUGCCAAAGGUGUUUCUAACAUGUAUUGACACAGGGAGCUUAAUAUUUAUGCAACGACUAUAUUUUAUUUAUUUUAUUUGUAUUAAUCUUAAAACAUUUUUUUUGAAUUGUUCUUCCGCUUUGAAAUGACAAUAGUAUUUUGUGUAGAUUGUUGACAAAAAAAAAGACAAUUAAAUCAAUGUUAAUCCCACUUUGUAACACAAUAAUAUGUGAAGGUGUCCAAGGGCUCUGAAUACCUUUUGCAAGGCACUGUAUCUUCCAAGUGAUUAACUUACACCGAGAUAAGAUCACAUGGUUGUUUCAAAGGUAAUCCAUCUCUUCAUCAGAGUGUCCAUCUUGCUAAUACCUUGACAAUUACGGUACUCUCUUCAGAUUUGGGUUCACAUAGUAUUUGAUUUUUUUCCAAUAAUUUAGCUGUGCUUGGGUUGAGCUGGCCUGGCACCUGAUUAUAUCAAGCCAGGUCUGAUAGUGUUCAGUGACGUCUAUGCCUCCUAUCUGAAAGGCUGUGUGUGUGUGUGUGUGUGUGUGUGUGUGUGUGUGUGUGUGUGUGUGUGUGUGUGUGUGUGUGUGUGUUGGCGUGUGUUGGUGUGUGUGCGUGUGUGUGUGUGUGCGUGGGUGUGUGUGUGCGUGGGUGUGUGUGUGCGUGGGUGUGUGUGUGUGUGUGUGUGUGCGUGGGUGUGUGUGUGUGCAUGGGUGUGUGUGUGUUGGUGUGUGUGUGUGUGUGCGUGUGUGUGUGGGUGUGUGUGUGUGUGUUGGUGUGUGUGUGUGUGUUGGUGUGUGUGUGUGCGUGCGUGUGUGUGCGUGUGUGUGUGCGUGGGUGGGUGGGUGUGUGUGUGUGUGCGUGUGUGUGCGUGGGUGUGUGUGUGUGUGCGUGUGUGUGCGUGGGUGUGUGUGUGUGUGCGUGCGUGCGUGUGUGUGUGUGUGUGUGUGUGUGCGUGGGUGCGUGGGUGUGUGUGUGCAUGGGUGUGUGUGUGUGUUGGUGUGAGUGCGUGUGUGUGUGGGUGUGUGUGUGCGUGGGUGUGUGUGUGUGUGUGUGUGUGUGUGUGUGUGUGGUUUCUCCAGGGGACAUCAUCAGGUACCAGUGCCUGCCAGGGUUCACCCUGGUGGGCUCGGAGAUCCUGACGUGCAGGCUGGGGGACAGGCUCCAGAUGGACGGCCCUCCGCCUCUUUGCCAAGGUUAGUAUCGGCUGCAUCUGCAAUGGCACCCUAUUCCCUAUGUAGUGCACUGCUUUAGACCAGAGAAUGGCACCCUAUUCCCUAUGUAGUGCACUACUUUAGACCAGGGGUCAUAGAUGGACCAGGUAAUUUAGUGUUGGCAGAUCUAGAUGACUUCUAAACCGAAGGCAUCACCCAGAAUUCAAACAUUCCUCUUAUAACCGUUUGGCUCUGCUGAAGAGUAGUGCACUAUAUAGUGAACAGGGUGCCAUUGUGAUUCCGUCCAUCUCCUGGGCUGUAGCACAGAGAGUUGACAUAAUGGGAAACAUAGAGUCAGCUGCCACGGCUGUAGCGUUGCUUUGCCUCUUACUUCACCUCAUUCUUCUGUUUGUUGAUAUCUGCUGGACACAUUUCUAUAUACAGUUGGAAAUGUUGAGCUCUCUGCUGACACAAUCUAUCUCUGUUCAAGCUGUUUUAACGUGUCGUAUUUCCACUUUCUGUUCUUCAAAUGUUCUGCUGUCCUUUUUUGCCUGAAUAUUUCACAUUUGUUGGCAACGUUAACCUUUUUAUUGUGUCGUAGUACCUUCUCUCUAAAAAGGCCUGAAGAAAGUUAGCUGCUGUCAGAAUAACAAUAUGUUAGAAAGUUUAGUAAUUAUCUCAGACAUGCCACCCUCCAGUGCAGAGAAAUGUGCUGAUAUAUAAGCAUCUCUCUUCCAUUGGGGAUUAUUAUUAUGCUACCAAGGGACAAAGCUAACACAGUGAACCAGUACUCUGUACCCUGAGGCCCUGUACCUGUCUCAGACUAAAUGGAAUUGUUUCAUUGCACAUUAUUAUUUCACUGUAAUUUCCACAGUCACAGUCACAGCCACAGCCACAGUCAGUUACAGCCACAGUCACAGCCACAGUCACAGUAACAGCCACAGUCACAGCCACAGUCACAGCCAGUCACAGCCACGGUCACAGCCACAGCCACAGCCACAGCCACAGCCACAGUCAGUCACAGUCAAAGCCACGGUCAAAGUCACAGUCACAGCCACAGCCAGUCAUAGCCACAGUCACAGCCACAGCCACAGCCACAGUCACAGUCACAGUCACAGUCAGUCACAGCCACGGUCACAGCCACAGUCACAGCCACAGUCUCAGCCACAGCCAUGGCACGGCCACAAUCACAGCCACAGUCACAGUCACAGUCACAGCCAAAUUCAGUCACAGCCACGGUCACAGCCACAGCCACAGUCACAGCCACAGUCACAGUCAGAGCCACAGUCACAGUUAGUCACAGCCACAGCCACAGUAUGUCACAGCCAAACCACAGUCACAGCCACAGUCACAGCCACAGUCACAGCCACAGUCACAGCCACAGCCACAGUCAGUCACAGCCACAGUCAAAGCCACAGCCUCAGUCACAGCCACAGUCGGUCACAGCCACAGUUACAGCCACAGCCACAGUCACAGCCACGGUCAAAGUCACAGUCACAGCCACAGCCAGUCACAGCCACAGCCACAGUCACAGCCACAACCACAGUCACAGACACAGUCACAGCCAUAGUCACAGCCACAGUCAGUCACAGCCACGGUCACAGCCACAGUCACAGCCACAGUCACAGCCACAGCCACAGUCACAGUCUCAGCUACAGCCAUGGCACGGCCACAAUCACAGUCACAGCCACAGUCACAGUCACAGCCAGAGUCAGUCACAGCCACGGUCACAGCCACAGUCACAGCCACAGUCACAGUCACAGUCACAGCCACAACCACAGUCACAGCCAGAGUCAGUCACAGUCACAGCCACGGUCACAGCCACAGUCACGGCCACAGCCACAUUCACAGUCACAGUCAGUGGAACGACUCCUUUCUUUAACUCUUUCCGCUUUCUUCCCUCCACUUCCUGUUUUACCUCUGUCCUCUCUGUCCUUUCUCCUCAAAAUUCCCUCUUCAUCCUCUUCAUCCUCUUCAUCCUCUUCAUCCUCUCUUUCCUCUCUUUCCUCUCUUUCUCCUUUCUUUCCGCUCCUUUUUUCCAUCUCUUUCCACCCUCCACUCCACAGUACAAUGUCCUGCCAACGAGGUCCGUUUCGACUCGACGGGGGUGAUCCUGAGUCCAGGCUACCCAGACAGCUACCCCAACCUCCAGACGUGUUCCUGGCUCAUCAACGUAGAGAAGGGCUACAACAUCACCCUCCACUUCCAACUCUUCCAGACAGAGAAGGAGUUUGACAUCCUGGAGAUAUUUGAC
Messenger RNA from Coregonus sp. 'balchen', 21784 nucleotides. NCBI's taxonomy places the organism in Eukaryota, Metazoa, Chordata, Actinopteri, Salmoniformes, Salmonidae. The record is from the annotation of a GenBank genome assembly.